UGAAAGCCUGAUUUCGAUUGGUUAUUUCAAUCACUUCCGCAUACCUUCUACGAAUUAAAUUGACUGUAAGGGAACUCCCGGCGAAAUAUUGAACCAUGGCGUUGAUGUUGCUUCAGACGCUUUUGCUUUUUGUUUUGCUGUCUUCUAAUUUAGUUUCAGCUGAAGAUGAAAGCAAGGACGAAACUACAACAGGGACACAACAAGAACGGAAAUUAGAGAAAAGUCAAGAAUCUUUAAGGGCAUUUACAGAUGAAGAAAUUGCUAUGUAUGACGGAACCAAUCCUGAUUUACCAAUAUAUCUUGCUGUAAAAGGAACGGUAUUCGAUGUGACUUCAGGAAAAGAUUUCUAUGGUAAAGAUGCCCCUUAUAAUGCAUUAGUUGGUAAAGACUCUACCAGAGCUGUGGCAAAGAUGUCUCUAGCACCUGAAGACCUGACCUAUGACGUGACAGGAUUAACAGACAGAGAAAUGGACGAUCUCCAAAGAGUAUACACAGAAACAUACCAGAAAAAAUAUCCAGUUGUGGGAUAUAUGAAAUUUGAUGGUGGAUUAGGGAAACUUACAUUUUAA
Saccoglossus kowalevskii is the source of this 569-nucleotide messenger RNA. RefSeq lists its product as uncharacterized. Gene Ontology annotation, cellular component: endoplasmic reticulum; membrane; endomembrane system. The record is from RefSeq and is a predicted model, not a curated record. NCBI's taxonomy places the organism in Eukaryota, Metazoa, Hemichordata, Enteropneusta, Harrimaniidae.